AUGACAAAGGGAUGGCAGAAUAUACAAACAAAGAUGCUCAAGGCGCAGAAAACGACACCUUCUACUGUAUUCAUCGGCAGUCCCUCGCCAGCUCGAUCGAUGGGCACUUCAUUACCGGGGAAGACGGCGGAAACGAGGGAGUUGGAAGAUAGUGAGAAUCAUAACAUCAUUCAACUUCAUCAAAUGAGACACCCAGAUGAACGCCACGGUGAAAAAGAAAACGAAUUUCUAGCGAUAGUCUCAAGCGGAAUCGCAUCUGAAGUCGAAGACUUCCUCGAAAACAACAACGACGACUUUGACACGAGCUGCAAAGAUGAGCUUGGCCGAAGCGCUCUCUUUAUCGCCGCUGAUGCUAAUAAUAUGGCGAUGGUAGAAGUCCUGGUCAAAUUUGAAAUCGCGAUGAUUGACACGCUGCUCUACGCGAUUAGGAAGCAAAACGUCUCCGUGGUGAAAAUGAUCUUGAUUCAGAUGAAGGCACAGAAAAAAAUGUGCAAGCAUCUGUCGACAAAUACUGGUCCGACCGAGUCCGACUACGACUCCGAAAUGACGCCCAUCAUCCUCGCCGCGCACGUCAACAACUACGAGAUCCUAAAACUGCUCCUCUUCGAGGGCACAAGUCUGAAAAGACCGCACGAUGUUCGCUGCGGCUGCGAAGUGUGCAUCAGUCAAAUGUCAAAAGACUCGCUUAGAUUUUCCAAAUCGCGGUUGAAUCUUUACAAAGCUCUCGCUUGUCCGUACUUGAUUGCGCUCAGCUCUGAGUUUCCCAUCAGAACGGCGUUCAAGCUCAGCUUCGAGUUGAGAGAGCUGAGCCAGGUGGAGAAUGAAUUCAGGAGCGAUUAUGAAGAGCUUUCUGUUCAAUGCGAGAUUUUCGCGAAAGAAGUCCUCGACCAAACCCGCAGCAGCAAGGAACUUCAAACAAUCCUCAACUACUCAGACGAAACCGACGCCCUCCCAAACAGCGGAAUUCUUUCAGCCCUUCGGCUAGCCGUCCAUUUCAAUCAAAAACACUUCGUCGCUCAGCCCAACUGCCAGCAACUCGUUUCAACUCUUUGGUACGAAGGCGUUUAUGGCUGGAGGCGAAUGCAUUGGGGACUGAAGUUGCUCUACUCGCUGCUCAUCGGGCUAUUUUGGCCAAUGCUCUGCAUUAUUCACAUUCUCUUUCCAAAAUCAUCCGCUGGACAGCUGAUUUGUCGACCGUUUAUGAAAUUUAUCGUCGGGACCGCUUCCUAUCUCACGUUUCUUGCUCUCCUUGUCCUCGCCUCGCAAGUCAAAGUCGACCAUGCAGGGGACGAUCCCGGACCUCCACCAUCAACAAUCGAAUGGAUUCUCCUUCCUUGGAUAAUUUCCCUGAUCGCCGCGGAAAUCGGACAGCUUUGGUCUGGCGGCGCAAAUGAUUACGUCAACGACAGAUGGAACGUCAUGGACUUCUUCAUGAAUUCUUUGUACCUCGCUACGAUUUCAACGAAACUCUGCGCCUACUUGCUCCACAAAGAUAUUCCCCACGAUCAUCGACUGAGCAGAGUGGAGUGGGACCCGCUUCACCCAACACUCAUUUCAGAGGCGCUCUUUUCUGUUGCGAAUAUUUUCAGUUUUCUUCGACUCAUUUAUCUUUUUAACUCGAAUGUGCACAUGGGCCCGAUUCAAAUCUCCCUCGGACGGAUGUUGUUUGACAUCUCAAAAUUCCUCAUGAUCUGGUUCCUCGUCCUUUUUGCCUUCGCCAAUGGGCUGAACCAACUGUACUACAAAUACGGAAACGCGGGUAUCUACACUGGCGACAGUCCGCACAAAGUCGUUCACGAAUACGAAGUUCACGAGGGCCACCGAACUUAUGGAAACACGACGGUUUGUUACGGCCUCAUGUGCGAAAAGCAAAAUAAUGCGUUUUCGACGCUUUUUCAUGCGAUGGAAUCGCUUUACUGGAGCUGCUUCGGUCUUGUGAACUUAUAUGUCACAGACCUUGAGCCAGAGCAUUUUAUCACGAAAUGGGUUGGCGCGACUAUGUUCGGAGUCUACAACCUGAUCAAUGUCAUCGUCUUGAUCAAUGUACUCAUCGCAAUGAUGAACAAUUCCUACCAAUUCAUCGCUGAUCACGCCGAUAUUGAAUGGAAAUUCGCGAGGUCAAAGCUUUGGCUAACUUAUUUUGAAGAAUCAAGUCCGUUGCCGCCACCCUUCAACAUCAUUCCAACAUCUGAGCCAAUCUAUGAUCUCUUUGAAACAUUCAUCGGAAAGUCCUGGUGGCCUGACAACAACGCUGCUCGAGUAAACAAUGAAACUACACCUUCUGAAAGCCAACGAGUCUACCAAGAGGUCAUCCACAAGCUCAUCAGGCGAUACAUUCAAGCAAAAGUCAACGAAGGACACGAAAAAGAACUUUGA
This is a messenger RNA of Oikopleura dioica, 2376 nucleotides long. Lineage: Eukaryota; Metazoa; Chordata; Appendicularia; Copelata; Oikopleuridae. The record is from the annotation of a GenBank genome assembly.